GUUUCUGGUGUGCAGUCGUACAGUUUGCUCAUCGUCUUACUGCAAAAAUGAAGCUGAGACUGAAGCUCCUGCUCAGUUUCGCUCUCAGCCUCUUGCCGUUGUGCUCGACUCAAGGGUGUAAAAGCUACCAAGUUAGAGGCUUUAUUAUUCAGCUCGAUUCAGGGCCGAGAAAUAUAACCGUUUCGCUGGAAAAGAAUCAGAACAUGGAUUUAAAACUUGCACACUAUCGAGUAUCGCGCACAUUUAGAGAAAGAAUGUGUCACGUCAUUAACAUAAAAAAACGAGGUCCCUGGUUCUGCGUGGAAUCUGAAACUCUGUCUUUUACGGAAGUAUGCAGACGCGGUGGCGAGUCGCUCCACCUUUUCAGUUAUGCGAGUGCCACGUGGACGCUGGACUGCCCUCCUGACUCCGGCAGUCGGACCCUUUCCUGUUCCGGCGAUCUCCACCCUCUGCGACUCCAGCGGUGCUCCUUGGCUUGGAUUCCGGAGACUUUGCCUUCAAGUGGCGGCCGAACGACAUGA
Molecule: messenger RNA, 521 nt
Organism: Penaeus monodon (black tiger shrimp)
Lineage: Eukaryota; Metazoa; Arthropoda; Malacostraca; Decapoda; Penaeidae
Exons: 4
Coding region: 48-521 (157 amino acids)
Source: RefSeq, a predicted model, not a curated record